GUCCUCCCCCCCGCCCCCACCCAAAGCUGCACAUCAUACAAGUGCAGACACGAAAAGAAAUACAGAAAAUAAAAAAAGACAAAAUACAACCCGAACCUCGAAAUGACGGAAGACGCCUGGCUCGCGGUGCUGAUCCUGUUCUUCCUGCUGCCGACGAUCCUGCUCUCGCUGCGCAUCUACUUCGACACGUCGCGGUACCUCCGCAGCGGCUACCUCGCCUCCAGCGUGAUAUCGCUGAUGUUCGCAAUAACGUGCUAUCUCUUCUUCGCGAUCGCCUGCGGCAUGACGUUCUACCGGUCGAGACGGCGAGUGCUGUAUAUGGACCGAGUGCCGGAUCCGGACGUGGCCACGGGACGGCGGAGGGUGCCGCCGCUGCGCGCCCUGGGUCAGCCGCUCAAGGAGGCGACGAUACUCCACAGCUAUAUCGUCCCCACGGGGCUGUGGCUCUGUAAGGCUAGCUUUGUGGCUAUGUACUUCAAUCUGAAACGACAUCUGAAUGCCACCACUAAGAAACUGCUGUAUGGCACCAUCGCGUACCUGGUCGUCUCCUACCUCGUGUUGAUCCUGACGCACGCCCUGUGGUGCGGCCGUAUCUUCGGAAACCAAUGGGCACGCACCCCGCAACACCACUGCACGCCCUUCACGCACGUGCUCAGCAUCAGCAUCUACGCGAUCACGAACAUCACGUCCGACAUAUUGGUACUCGCGAUCCCUCUGGUGAUAUUCUACUACAUCCAGGUGCCACCGCGCGAGAAGUACGCAAUCCUCUUCCUUCUGUUCCUAGGGCUGGCCACGAUCGCGACCACGGCGACGUGCUGCGCACUGCACAUAAAGUUCCGCUCGCACCUGCUGGUCUACUACUCAUUCAUCCAGCUUGCCGAGCUGCUCGCGUGUGUCGAGCUCUCGGUGGCCGUGUGCGCGGUCUCCCUGCCGAGUCUGAAGGCAGUGCUCUAUAGAAAGAGAGAGCUGAGGAGAAUGCGCGGCGAGAGUAAGCGCAGCACCACGCACACUGUUACUACGAACGCUAGCGCGAGGAAUACGAUGGAGCGAGGGCGCGGGGAGGAUGAGGACGAGGACCCGGAGGAGGAGCAGGCGGAUGGCUGGAUGCCCGACGGGGAGGAGGACGAGGGAAGACUCAUCAUCAUGCGCAGGAUCAGCUAUGAAGUCGAGUCCUCGCCCGCGGAGAUCCCGCUGCCGCUGUCGCCGUUGUCGCCGAUGUCUCCGGGGCCGGCUGUGAGAGUAUAACAUAACAUUGGGCUUUUUUCUUUUCUUUUCUUUUCUUUUUUGCUGGGGCAUGGGCUUGCGGAGUUGGCAUUGGAGUGGAGUCGGAACAGGAGUUGGUUUGGAGUUUUGGGCGUUUUGAUUUGGUCUCUUUUUCUUUUCUUUUUUUCUUUCUUUCGUGUUUAUGAGGUUGGGUUGGGUCAUGUUUGUGUAAUGUUUGUACCGAUAUGAGCGAUGACAUGAUGUACGGUAGUUAUCGCCGAUUUAUUUGGUGGUAUACAUAUUAAUGAUGAUGAUGAUGAUGUUGUUGUGGGCGGGGGAUAGGUAGGCCUCGAGUAUGAUGUUUACUGUAGUCUGUAUAGUCCAAGGAAGGGGAAAACUGUGGUAAUACUACAUGCCAUAUCGAUCAUGAAGAAGAUGGAAGUAAUACGGCAAAAGUACGGGUUUUUGGGGCCCUGAUACGGC
Molecule: messenger RNA, 1686 nt
Organism: Tricharina praecox
Lineage: Eukaryota; Fungi; Ascomycota; Pezizomycetes; Pezizales; Pyronemataceae
Exons: 3
Coding region: 103-1245 (380 amino acids)
Source: RefSeq, a predicted model, not a curated record